Molecule: messenger RNA, 6594 nt
Organism: Quercus lobata
Lineage: Eukaryota; Viridiplantae; Streptophyta; Magnoliopsida; Fagales; Fagaceae
Gene: SUVR5
Product: histone-lysine N-methyltransferase SUVR5
Exons: 12
Coding region: 1677-6164 (1495 amino acids)
Cellular component (GO): nucleus
Molecular function (GO): protein binding; zinc ion binding; histone methyltransferase activity
Source: RefSeq, a predicted model, not a curated record
AAGCGCGCUUCGCAUCCCUGCCGAGUCUCCUUAUAAAAAGUUAGUAAAGUGAUAACCUCCCAAAACCAAAAAACCAAAACCCAGUCACUGAGUCAAGAGCCUCAUCUUUAUAAUUAGAGGGUCCUUCUCUUAUAUUUAGGCUCUCUCUCUCUCUCUCUCUUCUAUUCUUUUUCACCAGAGAUUAGACCCAGGCCACUUCUUUUUCUCAAUUGUACCCCUACACGUCUCUUUUUUUUUUUUUAAUUUUUAUUCUUCUAGUACUAAUAUUAUAUAUAUAUCUCUCCCAAAACUUUCUAUAUCUUUUUCUUUAACCAAAUUAUUUUGUUCUAUCAUUUUGGACACGGGACCUGCCCACCUUGCCCACCCCAAUAUCAAUUUCUCUGAAACAACACACACCCACCAAAAAAAAACAAAAAAGGGUCACAGAAAAACACAUCUAUUACUAGGGAUAUUGAUAUUGUGUGAGAUUGAGAGAGAGUUGUAGCUGAAAAUAAAAAAGGGGCACAAAAUUCACCACACCCACCACACCUUCAAAAAUUUUGCCUGUGUGGCCUGGCUGGCUUCCGUGCAAGACCAAAACACCAAAAACCCCCAAACCUUACAUUUCUUUUAAAAGGUCUUCAUCAGCGGCUGGAGGGCAGGGAAAAUGUUGGGGCCAUGGCACCUUCACACCUCCUCUUUUUUUUUUAAUAAAUAUAUUUUAAAAUUUUCCUCAUUUUUAAACCAAUGGCUCCACUAAGCCUCAAAGUUAAUUCAAGCAUCUGCUUUGAUACAACUGCAAUCUCUUGAUAAUCUUGUCAAAUUCAGUCAUUCCACAUUAAUAAUCAUUAUUUGAGUUUUGAUUAUUUAGUAAAUUACAGUGUCAUUUGUUGGAUAAACUAUACCUGGAAGUUUACAGGAUGAGAUUUUCCAUAUGACUAAGUUUUUCUUGUGAAACCUUAAAAUUGGACUGAUUCAUAUUUGAUUGGAGAGUUGCAUGCUUUUCUAAUGCAAAUUUGUGGUCUUUGUUGUUUUAUGUUAAACUUCAAAUUAAAAUAUUUUGCUGUGAUAUUUCAAAGAGAUUUUGAGAUAUAUGUCAUGAGUAGCACCUACAACUAUUAGAUGGAAGUUUGCUUAAACAAACUAGGGGGAAUGUUGAGAAGAUCUCUUAUAUAUGCUUUGAACUUGAAAGAUGGCAUUAAUCUAGUUGGAGUUCUCUAUUUUCUUCUUUACUCCCUCAAAUCCGGCCCCUAAUAUUUGGGAGCCUAUGUUUCAGCACGGCUGGCAUGCUUGGUUGAUCACUUCCACAAUGUCUUUGGUACUUCGGUAAAAAGUGAUCUCCAACUGCACCAUGGAUUAUUCCAUAUAUAACCAACCAAGUCAGGCCACUUUUGUUUUCAUUAAUGAUGUCUAAUAGCUUUUCUCUCUGUGAUUGAUUUGUAGAGAUAACGUUACACCUAUGUACAUGUUGCACAUACAUGCACACCUCUGACAUUAAUCCUUGUUCUUCUUUUUUUCCUGUUCAGUCAGGAAGAAGUAUGCUCUAAAUUUGUUUUGACUAUAUAUCUUCUGGUAUACCUUAAGAGUGUAUUCUGACUCUUUCAUGGGGUGAGUUUUAUUUGAACAGGGAGGUGAGUUGGGGAAUAACCAGUGAGAUCAUAAGCAUCAUAUGGCACCAAAAAUUUCAGUCUAAAAUCAUGGAAGUGCUUCCUUGUUCUGGUGUCCAAUAUGUUGGAGAAUCUGAUCGCUCUCAACAGAGUUCAGGAACAGUUUUUCUUUAUGAUGGUGAAGCUAACUGCCUUGAACAUGGAAAACAAGUUCAAAUGGGAGAUGGUAAACCGGGUAACUUAUUGCUAAAUGUGGAAGGGCCUCAAAUAGAAAAACAAGGUGAAAUUAAAGGGACAGUUGAUGAAUUGCCUACUUCAGAAGGCCACUGCAGUGGAGCUUCAUAUUGUGAUAGUCAGUUGGAAGACCAAAAUUUAUCUUGUGGUUCUCAUGAUUUUGAAGACGAUGAUGUAAAUGUGCAGAAUUAUUGCACGGACCCAUGCAUGCCAAACAGGGAGGAGGAGUCAUCUCUUGCAGAGCCCACAUGGCUGGAAGGGGAUGAAUCAGUGGCACUGUGGGUCAAGUGGAGAGGGAAGUGGCAAGCAGGAAUCCGAUGUUCAAGGGCUGACUGGCCAUUGUCAACUUUGAAAGCCAAACCAACACAUGACAGGAAGAAAUAUUUUGUGGUUUUUUUUCCACACACAAGAAAUUAUUCUUGGGCAGAUAUGCUACUUGUUCGUUCUAUCAAUGAAUUUCCACAUCCUAUUGCAUAUAAGACACAUAAAGUAGGAUUAAAAAUGGUUAAAGAUUUAACUGUUGCACGCCGGUUUAUUAUGCAAAAGCUAGCUGUUGGCAUGCUGAAUAUUGUUGACCAAUUUCAUACUGAGGCAUUGAUAGAGACUGCUCGUGAUGUGAUGGUUUGGAAGGAGUUUGCUAUGGAGGCUUCCCGUUGUGGUGGUUAUUCUGAACUUGGAAGAAUGCUUCUGAAACUGCACAAGAUGAUACUUCAACGUUACAUGAACUCUAACUGGUUACAACAUUCUUUUCACUCUUGGGCACAAAGAUGUCAGAAUGCACAUAGUGCUGAAUCCAUUGAAAUGCUGAGAGAGGAAUUGUUUGAUUCUAUUUUGUGGAAUGCAGUCAACUCUCUCUGGGAUUCACCGGUGCAGCCCACAUUGGGUUCUGAGUGGAAAACCUGGAAGCAUGAAGUCAUGAAAUGGUUUUCAACCUCUCAUCCAAUAUCUAGUGGUGGAGAUGCGCAGCAGCAGACCAAUGAUGGUCUCUUGACCACAGGUCCCCAGUUUAGCAGGAAGAGGCCAAAGCUUGAGGUUCGUCGUGCAGAGGCACAUGCCUCCCAGGUGGAGACAAUUGGAUCUGAUCAAGCAAUGACCCUUGAGAUUGACUCUUCAUAUUUUAGUGUUCGAGACACUGUAAAUGGUGCUACAUUAGCAUCUGAACCCUGUAAAGUGGAUGAUAGAAAGGAGGUUGCUGCUCCAACAGAUACGCCUAGUUUUGUGGCUGAUAAAUGGGAUGACAUUGUUGUUGAACCUGGAAAUUCUGAAUUAAUUCAAAACAAAGAUGUGGAAUUGACACCUGUGAAUGAAGUGGUCGCUACAGAAUCCUUAGAACCUGGGAGUAAGAAUCGACAAUGUGUAGCUUUUAUUGAAGCUAAGGGAAGGCAAUGUGUGAGGUGGGCAAAUGAUGGUGAUGUUUACUGUUGUGUGCAUUUGUCCUCUCGUUUCUUAGGCAGCUCUGCUAGGGCAGAAAGGACUCCGUCUGUUGACACACCAAUGUGUGAAGGUACCACUGUUCUUGGUACUAAAUGUAAGCAUCGAUCUUUAUAUGGCUCCUCUUUUUGUAAGAAACAUAGACCUCGAAAUGAAACAAGAGGGUCAUCAAUUUUUCCAGAGACGAUCAAGAGAAAGCAUGAGGAGAACCUUCCCAGUUCAGAAACCACAGAAUGCAAAGAUAUGGUAUUGGCGAGCAAAGUUGAAAGUCCUCUCCAAGUGGAUCCUGUCUCAGUCAUGGAGGGGGAUGCCUUACAAGGAAGGAACAGCUUAACUGAAAAUACUGAGCAUCCUGGUAAGGAUAAUAAUAGCACAGAGGUGCUGCACUGUGUAGGCUACUACCUGCACGAUAAUCUCAACCCAUGUCUGGAAAACCCAAACCGCCAUUCAUUAUACUGUGAAAAACACCUUCCAAGCUGGCUUAAACGUGCAAGGAAUGGUAAGAGUAGAAUUAUCUCAAAAGAAGUGUUCAUAGAUCUUUUGAGGGAUUGUUCCUCACAGGAGCGAAAGGUGCGAUUACAUCAAGCAUGUGAGCUUUUUUACAAGCUCUUUAAAAGUAUUUUAUCCCUGAGAAACCCAGUGCCUAAGGAGGUUCAAUUUCAGUGGGCCGUAUCUGAAGCCUCUAAAGAUUAUAAUGUUGGUGAAUUCUUUACAAAAUUGGUUUGCAGUGAAAAAGAGAGACUUAGAAGGAUUUGGGGCUUCAGUGCUGAUGAAGCUGCACAAGUUUCCUCUUCUAUCAUGGAAGAACCAGUACUGUUGCCAAUGGCAGUUGAUGGUAGUCAUGAUGAUGAAAAUACCAUUAGGUGCAAAAUUUGCUCUGAGGAGUUUCCUGAUGAUGAUGCACUUGGCAGCCACUGGAUGGAUAUUCAUAAAAAGGAAGCACAAUGGCUGUUCAGAGGUUAUGCUUGUGCCAUCUGCCUUGAUUCUUUCACAAAUAAGAAAGUCCUUGAAACCCAUGUGCAAGAGAGACAUCAUGUGCAAUUUGUUGAACAAUGCAUGCUUCUCCAGUGUAUUCCUUGUGGCAGUCAUUUUGGGAACAGUGAAGAGUUAUGGUUGCAUGUGCUUUCAGUUCAUCCUGUUGAUUUCAAGCCAUCAAAAGCUGGUCAACAGCAUAAUCUGUCUGUUGAUGAGGAUUCUCCACCAAAACUUGAGCUUUGCAAUACAGCUCCUAUGGAGAAUAUCUCUGAGAAUUCAGGUGGUUUCCGGAAAUUUAUUUGCAGGUUUUGUGGGUUGAAGUUUGAUUUACUACCUGAUCUUGGCCGCCACCAUCAAGCUGCGCAUAUGGGGCCUAGUUUAGUCAGCUCUCGCCCUUCAAAGAAGGGGGUACGUUAUUAUGCAUAUAGACUAAAAUCUGGAAGACUUAGCCGUCCUAGAUUUAAAAAGGGCUUGGCAGCAGCAUCUUAUAGGAUUAGGAACAGGGCCAAUGCUAGUAUGAAGAGACGCAUCCAGGCAUCAAAGUCACUUAGCACCGUAGGGGUAAGUACACAGCCUCAUGUAACUGAGGCAGCCAGUCUUGGCAGAUUGACAGAUUCCCACUGCUCUGCAGUUGCAAAGAUUUUGUUUUCUGAGGUUCAGAAAACAAAACCUCGGCCCAACAACCAUGACAUUUUAUCUACUGCUCGUUCUGCUUGCUGCAAGGUGAGUCUUGUAGCAUCCCUGGAGGGGAGGUAUGGUAUAUUACCAGAACGUUUGUAUCUGAAGGCAGCUAAGCUCUGCAGUGAGCAUAACAUUCAAGUUAACUGGCAUCUAGAGGGGUUUAUGUGUCCUAAAGGUUGUAAGUCAUUCAAGGAUCCAUACUUGCUUUCUCCAUUGAUGUCUUUUCCACAUGGGUCUGUGGGGUACAGAUAUGCACAUUCAUUGGAUCCAGUGAACGACGAGUGGGAGGUGGAUGAGUGCCACUAUAUCAUUGAUUUACACCAAUUGGGAUAUGGGUCCACUCAAAAGGCAGUUGUCUUGUGUGAUGAUAUUAGCUUCGGGCAGGAACUAGUUCCAGUGAUCUGUGUUGCUGAUGAGGGUCUUUUGGAUUCUGUUCACAUCCUUGCGGACGGUUCUGAUGGCCAAAAUGUUAUGCCUUGGGAGAGCUUUACCUAUGUUGUGAAGCCGUUGCUUGAUCAAUCCAUUGCUGGUGAUACAGAGAGCUUACAAUUGGGGUGUGCCUGUCCACAUUCAGCAUGCUAUCCUGAAACCUGUGAUCAUGUUUAUCUCUUUGAUAAUGACUACGAUGAUGCAAAAGACAUUAAUGGGAAACCCAUGCACGGAAGGUUUCCGUAUGAUGAGAAAGGCAGGAUUAUCUUGGAGGAGGGUUACCUUGUUUAUGAGUGCAAUCAUAUGUGCAGCUGCAGUAGAACCUGUCCAAAUAGGGUUUUGCAGAAUGGGGUAAGAGUGAAGUUGGAAGUCUUCAAAACAGAGAAAAAGGGUUGGGCUCUGAGGGCAGGUGAAGCAAUCCUGCGUGGCACGUUUGUAUGUGAGUACAUUGGUGAGAUCUUAGAUGAAGAGAAAGCAAACAAGAGGCGCCACAGGUAUGGGAACGAAGGUUGCAACUAUCUGUAUGAAAUUGAUGCUCAUAUCAAUGAUAUGAGCAGAUUGAUUGAAGGACAGGUCCGACAUGUGAUUGAUGCUACGAUAUAUGGAAACGUUUCACGGUUCAUCAAUCACAGCUGCUCGCCAAAUUUAGUCAAUCACCAAGUUCUCGUGGAAAGCAUGGAUAGUCAGCGUGCACACAUUGGUCUUUAUGCAAGUCGAGAUAUAGCUUUGGGUGAAGAGCUGACAUUCAACUAUCGGUAUAAGCUGCUGCCCGGUGAAGGUUAUCCAUGCCAUUGUGGAGCUUCCAACUGCCGUGGCCGCCUUUAUUAAAUUUCAACCAACCUUAGCGCCCUCUGCUUCUCUAGUCUGGACAACCCAGUGCCUAAAAUUUCAUUGGAGAACAGGAAAAUCUGAAAUUGGAUACAUCAAAGCAGUGAUAGAAUGGCUGAGACCCCGACAGAAUGGCCUGCAAUUGCUAUAUAGUGUGCCCCCUUGCCCUUCUGUAAAUUACAACCUACGUUUCUUUGUUCAUAUAAAUCCUCACCCCCAACCAAGAAAAGGGCAAUUUUACCAGCAUUCUAUACAUGUUUCUUUGCAGAAAUGAGGAUGAAAUGUCAUUUUAUCAUUUUUUUUUGUUUUGUUUAUUGGGAAAUUUUUUUUAUCUACUGCAGAAGUGGCUCCGGAUUAGCGAAUUGUAGAUGGCAUUCUCGAUGUUCAAAUUUCUCUCUGGUCUGGUGGGAAUGCAUUCUCAAUUUUUAAA